Messenger RNA from Peronospora matthiolae, 1827 nucleotides. The record is from the annotation of a GenBank genome assembly. NCBI's taxonomy places the organism in Eukaryota, Oomycota, Peronosporomycetes, Peronosporales, Peronosporaceae.
AUGACCAAAGUCGACGAAAAGUCGUCGCUAGCAUUUGUUGUAUCUUCUUCCAACGUCUUCUGUAGCACCUGUCGGCGUCAGCUACCGACACUUACACUCGUGGUAGUGCUGCUGGGCGUCGCCUCAAUAGUGGCACUAAUCGUGGACUUGUCCAUCGUGACGACCAGCUUGAAUCUGAGCCAAUCGGCACAUAGCCUGCAGCAUCUGGAGAAGCCUGAUGGCUACACUCUAGAGCCGGACGUCGCCAGCAACAAAUCAAGCGAGAUAACUGAGACUUUCGGUCGUCACGUUGUGAUAACGUCACCAUCGGAGUCAGAGCUGCAACUGAGCGAGAAACAGCUGAAGCACCUCAAUCGCUCGGUAGCGCAACGUAGGAGACCACCUCAUGUUUACGAAAGUCACAAGACAAAGGACGAGUGUUACGCUGAACAAGAUGUGGGGAUCAUUGACGAUGUGCGUAAAUCAGCCAAAACAUUUUGCGCCAGUGGAGGGUGGGACCAUCCAGCUCAGGCGCCAGCAAGUCCGACUCAAGCGACGAAGGUGUCACGUUUCCAUACGAGAGGAGGUAUCGAUAGCACCGUGUUGCAGAACGUCAUGCUGGACUUCGUGAAUGUGUCGAUUCAUGCUCCAAUCAAGUCGAUAGCCGACGACGGUUUUCAUCACGACCCGAGGUUCAACUUCAACAUGGAGCUGAUCAAUUGUGCGUGCGAUGAAUAUGCAAACUACUUCCAGAAGCUGCCGGGGGAGAAGGAACGCAUCGCAGAAAUGAUGUGGCGGGAUCUGUUGAAGUCAGUGCCGGACAAGAAAGACAUUCCAGAGCCGGUGUUUUGCUCGGUGGAGAGACUCCCUGGAAGAAGUCGAUCGAGGUGGGACUUUGUUGAACAUCCAACGAAAGCUCCGGAUGGCCAUGAGACGGUGGUGUUCGAAGAUCCGGUGGUGUUAGUGGCACGCCACGACGACCACAACCCGUUUUUCCAACUCUCGAGCGCGUAUAACGCGUGGAUUAUACUGAAGGCACUGGAGUGGGAUACUAUGAAGACGCGUGUGAUUCAUCUAGACGGGGGCUACCCUUCGCCGUAUGACGCUUUACACCGAGAAAUGUUGGGACCAAACUUUGAGAUCAUUGAGGGUGCGACGCUGAUCGGUAAACGCGUGCAUUUUCGCGGCGAUGUGUUGCUCGCUCCGUUUGAGUUUUCAGGACCCGUGAUUCAGCAUGUGGAUCACAACGAGUCGUGCUACGACUCUGAAUUGCUGAAGUCGUUCCGUGCCCAGUCUCUUCUCGCCUUUAAUAUAACACCGGAGGUCGAACGCGAGCUUGGUGUGACGAGGAUCCGGCCGAUGUAUGUGACGGUGAUCACUCGUCGGCCGUACGCGGGACGUAAGCUGCAACGCAUAUGGCGGAACGAGAAUGAGGUGAUGAGGAACAUGCGGAAGGAUUACAACAAUCUCAGCGUGCAGUUUCGUUCGAUCGAUUACGUGAACCUCACGCUACAUGAACAGAUGACGACUACCAUCGAGAGCGACAUGAUCGUCAGUAUGCACGGCGCUGGUCUCGUCAACGUACUUUGGACACGACCGAUGACUACAAUCGUGGAGAUUUUCCCGAAGGAGAAGUAUCGUUACGGGUACCAAAACAUUUGCCACCACGUGGGCUGCGACUGGCACGAAUUUCGUGGUGGCAAGGACGUUGGUGGGGGCUCAACUCCCAACACCAAGAACAAGCGCAUUCCGUACGCUGAGUGGAAGGAAUUUUUCCAUCCGCUGUUUCAGCAGACGUAUGACGCCUUCGAGGAACAGCAAGCGGUGUUGCGUGGAGAAGCUUCGUAG